Messenger RNA from Helobdella robusta, 690 nucleotides. RefSeq lists its product as hypothetical. Bases 1 to 690 code for a protein of 229 amino acids. Gene Ontology annotation, cellular component: mitochondrion. Lineage: Eukaryota; Metazoa; Annelida; Clitellata; Rhynchobdellida; Glossiphoniidae. The record is from RefSeq and is a predicted model, not a curated record. The transcript has a single exon.
AUGAAAAACAGUGAGUUUUACAAAUGGAAUUUGGAUUUCACAACAAAAGUUCUUGCUGAUAAAUUCCCAUUCAGUUUUAUUUGGACCAUUAAGCCAUCAGAAAUGGAAGUAGGGACAUACGGUGUGUAUAAAAAUUUUGUUGAAUCAACCAACUAUGGAAUACCGUUGCAUUAUGCAAAUCAAAAAUCUUGGGUUCAUCUCUGUCAUUUGUUAAAAAGUGCAAUUAAGAAUUUGUCAGAUGGAAAACUACUUGAUCAUGGCACAUGUUACAAAUAUGAAUCUAUCAUAGAUCUGCCAUUAAUCUUAAUUGGUUUCAGUAAAGGGUGCAUUGUUCUUAACCAGCUGCUUUAUGAUUGGGAUGGUGAAGUCAACAGUUGUGAUGCUUUACAGCUAUUCAUGAAUAAAAUGAAAAAGAUUUAUUGGUUAGAUGGAGGUCAUGCCGGUUCUUCGUGCUUUUGGGUCACAGACACUGUUAUCUUAAAGCACUUGGUUUUAAAAAACAUACAACUUGAAAUUCAUGUAACACCAUUUCAGAUUAUGAACAGGCACAAACCAGUUGUUGCCAAAGAAUAUAAAAUAUUUCUCCGAAUUUUGAAUGAUUUAAAAGCCAACAUUACAAGCAAGGUACAUUUUGAAAACCAAGAACCCUCAAUUGAAAAUCAUUUUUCUUUAUUACUAUCAUUUGUGUAA